Messenger RNA from Oryzias melastigma (Indian medaka), 4555 nucleotides. RefSeq names its product macrophage mannose receptor 1. Bases 104 to 4543 code for a protein of 1479 amino acids. Gene Ontology annotation, molecular function: signaling receptor activity. The transcript is spliced from 31 exons. Lineage: Eukaryota; Metazoa; Chordata; Actinopteri; Beloniformes; Adrianichthyidae. The record is from RefSeq and is a predicted model, not a curated record.
GGGGGCUGCAGAACCGGCUGAACAUGCAAGUUAUGAGUUCUGCAAUUCUCCGUUUAUCUGAGGUAAGACAUGAUGCACUUCCAUCGUCGCACUCUGUGGUCACAUGGUCAGAUGGGUGCAGUUAAAGUGUCUGCCCCCCACAGUGACCAACACAGUCCUGGCAGUCUCUGCAAUCAUCACAUGGAUCAAGCUUUUGGUUGUGAAAAUGUUUGGAGGAACUGAAACCAUGAGGAUCUUCUGCAUAACCGUUGUGUUCCUCUGUAAAUCACUGCAAUGCCUGGCAAAAGAUGAUUCUGCAUUUCAGCUCAUCAACAAGGCCUCAGGUUUCUGUUUGCCAAAACUCCAAACAGACUGUCUGGAGUUGCGUUGGACCACCAGCGAUCGGCUUCUGGUUCAUCAGAAGAACAAGUGUCUGGGAGCCCAGGGGCAAAGUGUGGGGGCUGAAGUAAUGCUCUACGACUGUGAUGAAGACAGUGAGCUUCAAAAGUGGGAAUGCAAGAACCAAACGCUGCUCGGCCUCAAGGGCAAAGACCUCUUCAUUGAGAUUAGGACAGAGAACAGCGCCGCUCUGUCUAAAACAACUGGAGCCAACAGUCACUUCACCAUUUCAGGGACUUCUGAUGGAGCUUGUGCAAGAACAUACAGAGAAAUGUUUACCAUCAGAGGAACUGGAGCUGGAAAGCCGUGCAUGUUUCCUUUCAUGUACAGAAACCAGUGGUACUCAGACUGCACUAUGACCGACCGCUCAGAGCUUUGGUGUGCGGUCCAAACCCAGUACGGUUCUGAUUCAGAACGAUGGGGGUUUUGCCCAACCAGCUCGAGACAAAGCUGGACCAAACACCCCAAAACAGGAGCGUAUUACCAGCUGAACAGAGAUGCUGCUCUGACAUGGGCAGAAGCAGAAAGCAGCUGCAAGCAGCAGAAUGCUACUUUACUGAGUCUCACGGAUCCCCACCAGGAGGCUUAUGUCACAGCAAUACUGACCUCAGGAAGGAUGGAAAAAGGCUACAAGUUCUGGAUUGGACUCACUCUGGAUUCAGAACACGGCUGGAAGUGGUCCGGUCAAAAUUCUUUCCGUUAUCUGAACUGGGACUCAGGAUAUCCACUCUCCAGCCCUGGACAUGUCUGUGGGUUCACAGAUGGAACUGCUGGCUACUCUUGGAGAAAUUCCAUUUGCAGCCAAAGGCUAGGUUACAUCUGCUACAGUCAGGGAGAUUCGGCUGUUCCAACAGAAGCUCCAGGGACGGGAUCUUGCACAGCACCGUGGAUGUCAUACAACGGCCGCUGCUACCAGCUUUAUCGCUCCAAGACAACAUGGUCAGAUGCUCAGCUAACCUGCAGGAAGGAGGGAGGGGAUCUCGUCAGCAUCCAUAACGUAGAGGAACAGAGCUUUGUCUUCUCAGAGCUCGGAUAUGCACAAACUGAUGAGCUCUGGAUUGGACUGAAUGACCGGACCACAGAGGGUCUGUUUGACUGGACUGACCACUCUGCUGUCAGAUUCACCAGCUGGGAGUUUGGGAAACCGGGAGUUCGGGCAAAUCGAGAGGACUGUGUUCUUAUCAGAGGCCAGAAAGGAAACUGGGCCGACAGCGUUUGUGAAGAGAAACAUGGCUUCAUCUGUAUGAAAAAGAGUGAGGCUUCUGGAGCAGAAAUACUGCAGGAUGAAGGCUGCCCGACGGGAUGGAAAAGAUUCGGCUCCUACUGCUACUUUGUUGGAAGUGAGACAAAAACCUUCGAUGAAGCCAGGAUUACCUGCACAAACUCACAUUCCUACCUGGUAGAUGUUUCAACAAGAGUGGAUAAUGCUUUCCUGACCAGCUUGGUGGGCCUCAGACCAGAGAAACAUUUCUGGUUGGGACUUUCAAACCAGAGAGACAUCGAUGUUUUUGUGUGGACCAACACAAGGGAGGUCAGAUUUACUCACUGGAACGCUGAAAUGCCAGGGGAUCGACAGGGCUGUGUUGCUCUGGCAACCGGGCAUCGUGCUGGUCUCUGGGAUGUUCUCCCUUGUUCCAAUAAGGAAAAGUAUAUCUGUAAACAGCUGGCAAAAGGAGCUGCUGUAACCGACCGCCCAACCACAGCUCCAACCCUGACAUGUGCAGAUGGCUGGACUAAAGUGCCAUCAAGAAACUUCUGCUCCAAGUUUUUUGGAGAGAAGAAAACAUGGUUUGAUGCCAGAGAUUACUGCACCACCCUCGGAGGAGACCUGCUCAGCCUCCACAGCAAAGACGACCUUGAACUGGGCAGUGGAAGAUAUGGCCGUGCCUGGAUUGGACUUAGUGCCCCAGACCCGGAUAAGGGUUUCGUGUGGAGUGACGGAUCUCCCGUAAACUUCCAGCACUGGGAUGACGGAGAGCCAAACAAUAAAAACAAUGUUGAAUCCUGUACCGAGUUUUUUGUUUAUCACUGGAGGGAGGCCAGGUCCUGGAAUGAUAAUCAGUGCGAAAAAUUCAACCAAUGGUUUUGUCAGAUCCCUCUGGGAGCGAGUCCGAAGCCUCCUCCUGACCGUGCUCCUCCAGAUUAUAACACAACAUCCGACGGAUGGUUGGAGUGGAAGGGGAAUCAAUAUUUUAUCAACCAAAGAUCUUUGACGAUGGAAGAGGCUCGUCACUUCUGCAGACAGGCUCAUGGGGACCUGGUGAGCAUCAACAGCUACGCCGAAAACGUCUUCCUCUGGAAACAGAUAAGCCACCAGUACGGGAACUACUGGAUCGGUCUAAAUCUGGAUUUAGAUGAAACGUUUGUAUGGAUGGAUGAGUCAGACGUGAUUUUUCAACUAUGGGAUGAGGGUCAGCCAAACAAAAUGAAUUAUGAGGAACGCUGUGCCGUCAUUACAUUGCAUGCUGGGUUCUGGCAUGACUACAACUGUGGUUAUGAGCACAAGUCCAUCUGUAAGCGCAGUGGCCAACCACACGCCAACAGCACCGUGAGGCCGACAGUGACACCAAAAGGUGGCUGUGAAUUCCCUUGGAGAAAGUUCAAUUCAAAGUGCUUCAACAUCAUCAAAGACCAGCGAGUCACAUGGUUUAAUGCACGACAAACAUGCAUGGGAAUGAAUGGUAACUUGGCCUCCAUUGCUUCAAGAGAAGAACAAGCAUUUUUAGUGGCUCAAAUGGCUGAUGCACCAACUACUGACCUGUGGAUCGGUUUUCAUAGUUUUUUUGAGGAUGGAUUUUACUGGACUAAUGGACAAAAACGAUCUUUCACUAACUUGAAGUUGCCUGAGAUUUACAAUCCUUACCCUGAUUUCAAUCCCUACGAUCAUGAAGCUUUAUUUUUUCAACCAGAUUAUUCUAUUAUGUUUAAUAAGAGGGAUAAAUGUGCUGUAAUCAAUACCAACCCUUCCCUUGGUAUUGGUAAAUGGAUUCCUUACUCCUGCAAUGACACCAACGGAUUCGUAUGCCUAAGAAAUGUUGAUCCCAAGUUCCCCGAAUCGCCUGAACCAACAACACCAACCGAUUACACCAAGAUACUCAAUGACUCCUUCAAGGUUUUCCCUCAAAAAAUGACCUGGGAUGGAGCACAGAAGUACUGUGAAGGGGAUGGUGCUAACCUGGCUAGCAUCAAGAACGAGUGGGCGCAGGCGUACGUCGAGAUGCAGGCAAUUAAACUCAAGGGACCGGUGUGGAUUGGACUCAACAAAGAGCUGACCAGCAGCUACUUUAAAUUCAUUGACGGCUGGCGGAUAUCAUUUACAAACUGGAAUGAAAAUGAGCCACGCCGCGACCAGUCCUGUGUGUACGUGGAUGUAGGUGGAACAUGGAAAACCAGCAACUGCAACCAGACCUUUGAUGCUGUUUGCAUGAAGUCCUCAGAUGUUUCACCAACACAGCCCAGUGAUUUCCCAGGAGUUUGUCCCGACGACCCAGACCCAUCUUCUAACUGUUUUUGGAUACCAUUUAGGCGUCACUGUUAUGCGUUUUUCACCAAUCUGGAAGAUUGGUCAGGAGCAUCAACCGACUGCAGUAGACGUGGUGGAAUGAUUGUUAGCAUUGAAGAUCCAGCUGAGCAGGAUUUCAUUCAAGCUGAACUGCAGACUUAUAAAGACAGAUUUUCUGCGUUUUGGUUGGGUCUGUAUAAAACAUACAGAGGGACGUGGAAGUGGGUGGACAGAACGGUCAUAGACUACGCUAACUGGGGAUAUCGCCAACCUGGGUCUAGCCCCUAUGGGGAAAUAGAUACUUCAGAUGGGAUAUGGAAAACAGGGUACUCAUGGAACAGGAGGCCAUACAUCUGCAAAACAAGAAAAAUUUUACCACCAAAACUAUCACCUUCAUCUGAUGACGUGAUGCCUCAGCCUCACCAAGACCGCGGUCACAUAACUCUGACAGUGGUGUUCAUCUGUGCAGCAGCUGCAGCCGCGGCUGUCAUUGUCAUUUACUUUUAUAGGACAUCUGGUGAUCGUCUAGCUGUCCCCCUUUCUGUACCAAACUUCAACAACCCGCUUUUCAUCAACGCUAAACAGUCAGAGUCUGAUGUGGACAUCGAUCAGCUGGUGGAGAACGCAGAAGAAGAAAAUCCUCAACUUGUAAAAAUAAAAUGAUCCAUUCAGAGA